AAGAAGUCCAGGUAGUACACCGGUUUCUGUGGACGCUGGGCUAAGCUGAAUCGACAAAUUAACCAGAGAUACAGGGAGCGAAAAAGAGGAGGCGUUUGCCGAUGCUAGCGUCAUCAUCGUCCAGAUUUUUUCCCAUUCUCCCUCCACCGGUGACUUCCGGUAAACUGUUGUCGCUCGAAGGGAAGAACCCCGACGGACAGGAAGGGGCGAGGGAAAAUAAGAAGUAAACUCACGCCGGGGAGGACUAUAGGACGAGACGGGACUCACAUCAGGGAAAGCUGGCGUCUUCCUUUUUCUUUCUCCCCCUCCCACCCACCCAUAAGCAGGCAACAAGGCAGCCCAUGACCAGAUAAACACCCAUCAAUGCGUCAGGCUUAGGGGGAGGCCCGGAAUACGAGUGAAAUUCUUGUGGGCCAAGAUCGUUUUAAAGGUCGUUGGGAUGGACGAGAUCGCAAGCUGUUGCUGAGGUUUCGCCGUAGUUGACAUCCACUCCACCGAGGCCGCCUUCGCUGCGUGGGCUAUUUUAAGGGCAGGUUGCCAGAGGGAGAUAAAUAAAUGUGUGGGUCGACACCUCUUCCGAUUUCCAGCUGAAAUCGGCACUAUCUGCUAUUCAUAGUCUAUAAAUUUCAGAUCGCGUCAACCCGGUGUGUUGGAAAUUCGUAACACAACAGACUGAACUGAGCUUGUUGCAUUGUGGGUCUUUUGGACGCAGAUAAGGCGAAGUGGUCUUGACGACCUCAGUGCUGAAACAAAAACAAAAAAUUGAGCGGCGCAGGAGUAAUCGGGAACUGAUGUGUUAGAGACUUUUUUUUUAGUUUGGGCUGGAGCCUUGCCUAACCCAUUCUCUGCCAUCAUGGCCAAGCUUUAUGACUUCCAGUGGCAGAUUACUGUACCGGACGGUCUGCUGCACGGAGCAACAUUUGAACGCUAUGAUGAGGAUUCUGGCAGUGUUGAGCAGAACUGCUUCUUUCGAGUGGAUGAAUACGCAUUUUUCAUCAUUUGGAAGAGCGAAGGAAGGGAAGGCCAAGGGUUGGAGCUUUCUCAAAUCAAUGACGUCCGCAAAGGCAUUGCACCCAAGGUAAGUGAACUAAUUGAAAUGACCAUUGUUUUACGUUGGUGAAAUUAAUUCCAGAAAUGCCGAGGAAAUGCAGAUUAGAAUGUGUCCCUCGGGGAACGAGCAAAACAUCCAUAGGGUAAGGAAUGUGGGCGAUUGUAAAGUAACGGGCCCUGUUGCUAUAAGAGAACAGAAAUCCACUUUUAAUUUAUUGGACUCACAAAACUAGUUAGCCACAUUUACAUGUAUAACCAACAGGAGUUUUGUAGAUAGAGGGCAGGGUUUGGAUUUUUUUGAGCUAAAGUUUGGGGGUAAAACGACGGUGAAGACGACAACACGAAAAUAAAGAUGGCGAUUACUGUGACGCACUCUGAAUACAUGUACACAAAAUCACGCUGAGAACAUAUAAAACAUCUAAAGGAAUGUCGUGAUCGAAACAUACCGUACGUGUAUAAUCGUUGGUUUGCAAUUGAAAGCGCAGUAUUAAGAGAGCGGUUCAAGCUGUUGCCAGAUUCAUCCUUGCUUGAACUUGGCUGUGCAUGUCUCAUGAACCUUGCUCUUUGUGUACAGAGUUUGUUUUUUCCUUCUUUUCAUCUUACUCUUAAGUGAUGCAUCUUUCCAAAGAAAGACCUUGGCCUUUAGGU
Patiria miniata (bat star) is the source of this 1698-nucleotide messenger RNA. Its product is annotated as 1-phosphatidylinositol 4,5-bisphosphate phosphodiesterase beta-4-like. The coding region runs from base 854 to 1120 and encodes 88 amino acids. The record is from RefSeq and is a predicted model, not a curated record. NCBI's taxonomy places the organism in Eukaryota, Metazoa, Echinodermata, Asteroidea, Valvatida, Asterinidae. The transcript is spliced from 4 exons.